Molecule: messenger RNA, 570 nt
Organism: Rangifer tarandus platyrhynchus (Svalbard reindeer)
Lineage: Eukaryota; Metazoa; Chordata; Mammalia; Artiodactyla; Cervidae
Source: the annotation of a GenBank genome assembly
AUGACUGACAAUGUUACUUAUUCCGUAAUAAAGUCUCCUGCUGAACCCCAAGCUCAGAAGGACGACCGACGGCAGCAAAAAGCUUCUUCUUCGAGAUCCCCUCGCUCUUACCAUGUGGCGAUAGCUUUGGGGCUUCUGUCCAUCAUUCUAGCGAGUAUGCUGCUAUUGCAGUGGAUUCUGUACCAGGGCUCCAAGUUCUCCACUUAUGCUGGCUGUCCUCACUGCCCAGACUUCUGGAUGGGGUAUGGUGACCACUGUUAUUACUUUUCAGUGGAAAAAAGGAGCUGGAAUUCUAGCCUGGAAUUCUGUUUAGCCAAAGACGCGUAUCUCCUUAUGUGUAAAGACCAAAAGGAAAUGAUCCAGCUCCAAAAUUUCCUCAGUCAGGAAUAUUACUGGAUUGGUCUGAGAGACAGUUCUGGCUGGAGGUGGGAAGAUGGAUCAGCCUUAAACACCUCAAGGAUUGCUUCAAACAGCUUGGUACAGAAGUGUGGUACCAUUGGCAAAGGUGGUCUCCAAGCCUCUAGCUGUGAAGUUCAACUUCCGUGGGUCUGUAAGAAGGUCAGACGUUGA